Messenger RNA from Guillardia theta CCMP2712, 654 nucleotides. RefSeq lists its product as hypothetical. Bases 18 to 371 code for a protein of 117 amino acids. The transcript has 4 exons. Gene Ontology annotation, biological process: post-embryonic development. The record is from RefSeq and is a predicted model, not a curated record. Lineage: Eukaryota; Cryptophyceae; Pyrenomonadales; Geminigeraceae.
GCCUAAGUGCUUCUGACAUGGCAGAGGAACCAGCGAAGCUGAGCAUCGAUCAAGCGCGCGUGGCUGCAAAGGAGGCCUGCGCCAUUUUUGAACAGCCGGCCAAUGCAGAAAGAUUGCUUGCUGUUCAGAAAGAAAGCGCGGGCGACAUUGGGAAAUUCUUCAUGAUGGUCAUUCCUGUAGCAGUGGAGCUAGUUGGCUCAGUAAUUGCGAAGUAUGGGUUUGAACCCUCACAAAGUGGAGCGAUGGAAUUUGUCAAAGAAUUACGAAGAUACGAAGCAGAUGGAGAGAUCAAGGCGCUGGCUGACAAUCUGAAGACCAAGUUUAUGCCUAAUAUGAUGCCAGCGGCCCCUGUGGACGAGAUGGCUGAUUGAGUGGAUAGAGUCUCGGAGAUGUACGACGUGCCGAUCAGCGGUAGAGCAGGAAUUUCAAAUUGACAAGGAUGGUUUUCCAUUGAGUGGCCUCCAACCUUGCCCCUUGGAGCUUGUUUGCUCUGAUGUGGUGAAUCAAACUAAAUACAUUUUGAGGCCAGGCUAGAGCACUUUAUUUUUCUUGUGAGUAAUGCAGUGUGCGACGUGUAGGGUGGUCUAGCAGUGGUGUAUACAAUAAUUAGGGUGUCGAGUUGUUGUAAGAGCCAUCUGUUAUUUUGGAUGAAAA